UGGGCGGGGCGGGCCCGUGGUGGCGGGCCUGCGGUGCCGGGGAUGGCGGACGGCGGCACGGGAACGGUGCCCACACCGCCGGGCGCCCCUGCGGGGCUCUCGGCGUCCCAGCGCCGCGCUGAGCUGCGCCGCAGGAAGCUGCUCAUGAACUCGGAGGAGCGGAUCAACCGCAUCAUGGGCUUCCACCGGCCCGCGGCGGGCAAGGAUGAUGAAGGUCACACAGAAUUAAAGCUUCAGCAUGAACAAGAUAAAUCAAACUCCCUUCCCAUUCCUUCAGUUUCCAAGCGGAUUGUGCUUGGUGAUUCCGUGUGCAAUGUGACAGGCUCAGCUGACCACGCAGGCAGCAUGGCAGAGCUCAGAGGGGACAAGGACUUGUUUGGCAAAGCCCCAGAGCUGGUCACCGAGGGGACAGGAGAGCUUCGUCACCGUCACAGGGGAGAGCUGCCCUCCGAGGCUGCACCACGGCCACCGAGGCACGGCUUGGAGCAGUACCUGUCCAGGUUUGAUGAAGCUCUGAAACUGAGGAACCAGCUGAUGAGUGAGAAGCCGAGCCAAGAGAAUGGCAAUGCGGCAGAGGAGUUUGACUCUUUCCGCAUUUUCAGAUUGGUGGGAUGUGCUCUGCUUGCCAUCGCAGUCAGGGCUUUUGUGUGCAAGUACCUGUCAAUAUUUGCACCAUUUCUUACUCUACAACUUGCUUACAUGGGACUGUCCAAGUACUUUCCAAAGUGUGAGAAGAAGGUGAAAACGACAGUACUGACUGCUGCUCUUCUCCUGUCUGGAAUCCCUGCAGAAGUGAUCAGUCGCUCCAUGGACACCUACAACAAAAUGGGAGAUGUUUUCACAGACCUUUGUGUCUAUUUCUUUACUUUUAUCUUUUGCCAUGAACUUACUUUGGUUUUUGGCUCUGAAGUUCCAUGAUGGCUAUAGAAUUUCACACAGUAGCUACACUAAAGCUUUCUGGACUGUGUUCCUUUAACACCUGGCUGUGCAGGCAGGUCUAAACCUUUAUUAAAAUUCUUACCUGUUGGAA
Messenger RNA from Oenanthe melanoleuca, 1030 nucleotides. RefSeq names its product calcium modulating ligand (gene CAMLG). The transcript has 4 exons. NCBI's taxonomy places the organism in Eukaryota, Metazoa, Chordata, Aves, Passeriformes, Muscicapidae. Gene Ontology annotation, cellular component: GET complex. Bases 43 to 918 code for a protein of 291 amino acids. The record is from RefSeq and is a predicted model, not a curated record. Gene Ontology annotation, biological process: tail-anchored membrane protein insertion into ER membrane.